AUGUCGGCUUCUCUUCAUUCUCGGCUUGCUUCCGUCGAGUCAUCCAUCGAGAAGGUCUCUGGCUUGAUACGUCGUUUACAAUCCUUUGGCAGUUCAGACAACUAUGAUGACGAUGAGCGAAUCGAUCUUAGUACCGAGAUUCAUCAUGAUCUUGGAGAGAUAGAAGAAGAAAUGGAGGUCUUACGCGUAGAGACGCACCCUUUUGACCGGAGGCGACAUCAACGCAUGGAGAGUGUACCCGUUAAUUCUGAGGGCGGGAAGGCCAUGGCUCUCAUGGCAAAGCUGGAAGAAGACUUAAAAAUGGCUCGGUCUAAAUUCAGGAGAGCACAGAUAGAAGCCAAGCGUAACUCGGAAAGGGCAAAGAAUAGGCAGAGACAGCUUCUCUUUCAACCUUCUGCGGCCGGUGAGGAUGGGCCAAAGAAGAGAUUGCCAAAGUUCACUCACGGCGACCUCGUUGCAAACUCGUCAAAGGAUGUGACUGCUGCACUGAGGCAAACGCACAGUCUCAUGCAGGCCGAACUUUCAAGGAGCCAGUUUGCGCAGGAAACUUUAGAACAAUCCACCAAGGCUCUUGGCUCUCUGUCGGAAUCAUACAGCAACCUGGAUACCCUUCUUGCAUCAUCUAGAUCCCUCGUAAGCUCGCUUCUCCGGUCCCAGAAAUCAGACACAUGGUACCUGGAAACGGCAUUUUAUAUCCUUAUAGGCACGAUAUCAUGGCUUAUUUUUAGACGAAUACUCUACGGCCCUCUGUGGUGGAUUGUCUGGCUCCCUCUCAAACUCAUUGCUAGAAUCACAGUUAGUAUAUUCGGAGUUUCUAGCGGUGUGUCUAUGGGCCUGGCUAGGGAUUCUAAAUCGAUUAUAUCGACGCAGUCAUUACCCACGGUUAACUUGGGGCCAACAGCAACGAAUUCCUUGUGGAACCCAGACUCUACCAAGGCCGCUGGUAUACCGGAUAUGGCUGAAGAUAUCAAUCGCUGGACUGGAGCAGAUGGAGCAGAGCAAGAUAAACAAAUACCUACGCAGCGACCAGACGGCCCAAAGGUGUAUCCUAAUCCUAACAAGAGGAUGUGGGAAGAACCUCUAGUGGAUGAACUCUAG
Molecule: messenger RNA, 1098 nt
Organism: Microsporum canis CBS 113480
Lineage: Eukaryota; Fungi; Ascomycota; Eurotiomycetes; Onygenales; Arthrodermataceae
Product: Sec20 domain-containing protein
Exons: 3
Coding region: 1-1098 (365 amino acids)
Biological process (GO): retrograde vesicle-mediated transport, Golgi to endoplasmic reticulum
Cellular component (GO): SNARE complex; endoplasmic reticulum
Molecular function (GO): SNAP receptor activity
Source: RefSeq, a predicted model, not a curated record